GCUGAAUAUAAUUUAUAGGUACAUACGAGCGAGAGAUCUGGAUGGAUCGGAAAGAACGUCUGUGUGCCCUCGUGCCUGCCGCACGCCAUUAUGCGUUAUUGCAACACGGGAUCUUGAGGGCGGAAGCAACCGUCAUCGUAAUCAUCCGGUCUUCGCCUCAUCGCCAUCCAUUCAUGGAUCAUUUUAACCUUUCAUCUCCAUCUCCCUCCCCAGCAAAAACAUGCCCAUCUGCCAGCCGCGGCUCUCGGUCUCGUACUAGACCAUUGACGCACCCUCGCGCUCGCAAGCAGCUCCAUCCUCCGGGUCGCAAUCCGACCUCAAUCGCUCCAAUCGCCAACUUCCCCUCGAAUGCAAGUGCGGACGCACCUACAAGAGGCUUCGGCUCCAAGCCGAGUCUCCCGCUUGCCCACAGUCCGCUUCGCACCCCGGCCGCUGGGCGCUGGGCGCGGCCACUGUGCGGCAAAUGCAGCAACAUCCUUCACGCAUGAUCCUUCACCCUCGUCUCCCCCACAAGGCACUCCUC
Messenger RNA from Ilyonectria robusta, 523 nucleotides. RefSeq lists its product as uncharacterized. The record is from RefSeq and is a predicted model, not a curated record. NCBI's taxonomy places the organism in Eukaryota, Fungi, Ascomycota, Sordariomycetes, Hypocreales, Nectriaceae. The coding region runs from base 42 to 488 and encodes 148 amino acids. The transcript has 2 exons.